Messenger RNA from Teleopsis dalmanni, 598 nucleotides. RefSeq names its product glutaredoxin-C4-like. The transcript is spliced from 3 exons. Gene Ontology annotation, biological process: cellular response to oxidative stress. Gene Ontology annotation, cellular component: cytoplasm. Gene Ontology annotation, molecular function: glutathione disulfide oxidoreductase activity. Bases 60 to 407 code for a protein of 115 amino acids. The record is from RefSeq and is a predicted model, not a curated record. Lineage: Eukaryota; Metazoa; Arthropoda; Insecta; Diptera; Diopsidae.
UUAAGUUUAUGUGGCAAGUUUGCUAUUUUAUAAUUUAGAAACUAAAGCUUAAUAAGUAUAUGGGUUCAAAUAUAAGUACAUUGUUAAAAAAUCCAGUAGUAGAUAUGACUUCUCCAAAAGCGGAUUUAGUGCAGCAUGCAAUUAAAAGCAAUAAAGUAGUAAUAUUUUCAAAAACCUACUGUCCUUAUUGUACGAUGGCUAAAGAGCAAUUCGAAAAGCUCUCUGUAAGCCCUACCGUAAUUGAACUAGAUGAGCGUAACGAUGCUGAUGAAAUUCAAAACAUACUUGGGGAAAUCACUGGAAGUCGAACAGUUCCCCGUUGUUUCAUUGACGGCAAAUUUAUUGGUGGUGGAACGGACGUUAAGAAAAUGUAUGAAAAAGGAUCACUACAAAAAUAUUUUUCUUAAAACGAUAAAAAUAUUUACAAUGUUAUAGUUAUUUGUCUUUCCAUAUAUAUUUUUUAUUAAAUUGUUUAAAUAAAUUAAAUAUCGUUUCAAUUUUUGUUCUACGCCUCACUUGAUUUUUGGAUAUUUUUUAAUCAUCACAAUUCAGAAUGUUUAAUGGAACCUGAUUCACUACCAUCACCUGAAGUUGAAAU